AUGCCGCCCCGACGAAACCGUGCGCGCAAUGCUGCGCCGGCGCGGGCCGCACAGCCCGCGGCACCAUCGCUGCAUGAACCGAAAUCCACGCCGAUUGCAUAUGAUCCUGUGCGCCGCGUGCCGGCGCGCGAGCUGAGCGUGCUCGGCGCGUUUGUUGCGCUGCUUAUGGGCGUUUCGCUUUGGCUGCACUAUUCGCUGCCGCUGCCUAUGCAGAGUACGACGGUGACGGAGCCGUUGCCCGAGUACCCGAUCACGGAUGCAUGGUACGACGCUUUGAGCGCCGGUGAGCUCGAUGCGACGACAUUGCCCAUGUACAUGCCGAGCACGGCAGCGUUGGAGGGCAGUAUCGUGCCCUACUUUUCCGAAGGGAAUGCGAUGCUCACGAUCCAGCACCUUGCAGGCGAUAUUGGGUACCGCGUUGUUGGAACGCAGCAGCACGUCGAUGCCGAAAAAUGGGCCGAAGAUAUAUUGCGCCGCUAUGUCGGUACACACGACACCGGCGAUGGCAGCUACCAAACGCACGUCGAGCUUUUCACGCAGAUAGGCGACGGCGCACACCGCUUUGAGAUCCUUGGCUACCCCGUGUGGAAGCAGUACUACAACAUGACCAACUUAAUCGUCCGCAUUUCCGACGGGUCCGAACAAAGCAAGAACAACACGUUGCUCCUGAAUGCGCACUUGGACAGCACGCCGCCAUCGCCUGGCGGCGCCGACGACGGCGCUGGUGUUGCGAUCAUGUUUGAGGUGUUGCGUAUCCUCACGCUGCGAGGCGCGCCGCGCGUGCGCAACGGCCUUAUUCUCUUGUUUAACAAUGGCGAAGAGUCUUUGCAGGACGCAUCGCACAUGUACAUGACGCAGCACAACGAGACGAACCAUGCGGUGCGUGCGGUGCUGAACAUGGAAGCAUGCGGCGUAUCUGGUCCCACGCUCCUCUUCCAAGCCACCGACCCACUGCUCAUCGACGCGUACGCCAAAGUCCCGCAUCCAUUCGCUACCGUGGUGGCCAGCGACGUAUUUUCGUCGGGCGUCAUCAUGUCGGACACGGAUUUCCGCCAGUUUGAAGAGUACGGAAACGGCACGCCUGGCUUGGACAUGGCCAUUGUCGGCUCUUCCUACCUGUACCACACGCGCCGCGACGUGCCCGCUCACAUCGAGCACGGCGUUUUGCAGCACUUUGGCGAGAAUGUGCUGUCGCUCGUGCAGUCACUCAGCCUCGAGCCCGACUCUCCGAUGAAGCGUUUGGCCCACUGGCAGCACAAGGUGCGCCAGAUCAUGCCCAUCUACUUCUCCGUCUUUGGCCGCUACUUUGUCAGCAUUCCGCCCAAGACGUUCAAGAUGAUCGUCAUCUUUGUCUCGCUCGCGUCCAACUUUGUGCUCGGCAUUGUCAACAGCAGCGAUACGCGUGUGAGCACCAUUCACUAUGCGGUGGGGUGUGCAGCAGGCGUGUUUGCCUCUUUCCUCGCUGCGCUGGGCAGCGCAAAUCUCGUUGCGGCGCUGAUGCGCGCGCUGGGAAUGCCCAUGUCCUGGUUUGCGCAUGAAUUUUACGCCAUUGCGCUGUACGCACCGCCGGCGCUCGCCGCUGUCGUUGCCGUCCAGAUUCUCCUCUCUGCGUGUGUGGAAAAGUCGCGCCGCCCGUACUUGGAGCACGCUUCUUUUACCGGGCCCGUGCUCUUUUUUACGCUUGGGCUCUUGCUGAUGAACUCGUUUGGGCUUGGUUCUGCCUACCUCAUGCUCCUCUCGGCGCUCACCAACCUCAUUCCCAUCACCAUCAACGACUUUCUCUUUAUUGGGAUCUCGCCCAUUGCGAUGGGACAAGUGCCUGUCGAUCGCCGCGUGCGCUUCGCCACGUACUUUUUCAGUGUCAUUAGCGCGUGUACGGUUGGCAUCGAGGGCUUUGUCUCGUUCAUGGAUCUCAUCGUACCUUUGCUCGGCCGCAUGGGCAAGGGCGUGCCUGUGGACUUCGCAAUUGCUUCGCUUGUCGCCGCUCUUGCUACGCUCAACAGCAUCGCGCUUGUGCCGCUCUUGCACAGGUAUGGCGCAGGAUUUGCGCGCAACACCUUCACCCUCCUCCUGCUUGUCUCUGGCGCUGCCAUUGCAUUCUUUGCUCUCCCGGGCGUCCCGACGUUUGAUGCACUGCACCCUCGCCGCCUCCUCAUCAAUCAUGUGGAAAACAUCACCAGCGGCGAGUGGCACGUUGCGAUGAGCCAGCUCGACGGGGCGAGCGCUAAUCCACGCAUGGACGCUGCGAUUCAGUCGGUGCUCCUGCAGGGCCUGCCGAAUGCUACUCUGAGCUGGGCAAACAACGGCGCUGCGGCCACGGACAUGGACGUGCUUUUCCCCCUCUCAAAUCACAUUGGCGCGGACCGCAUUGUUCUCCCGAGCACGUCAGAGCGCCAGGCGGCUACCAACGAGCCGAACCGCUGGUCGAACUACCGCUUGACGUGUUCAGAGGAAGUGGUUGACAAGGAGGCAAAGACGCGAUCGUUUCUUAUGCGCCUUUAUCACCCUGGGCUUGCCUGGUCCACCAUGUCGUUUGAUGCCGACGUGAUCGACUGGGAAUUUCCUGCUCCGCCUCCGCGCGGAUUCCAGCGCCACCAUCUUAAGGAUGUGUCGCGCAUCGAUGCGCACACCUGGCAAAUGCGCAUUAAAGUGCGCGUCUCGGACGAACAAUUUGCCGCCUUCGAGCACGACAAGGGCGCGCCCGCCGACACACUCGUGCGCUCGCCGCCGCUGCAUCCCGAGCCACCGCUCAACGGUUGGCGCAUGCAAGUGCAUUUCUCGGGCUUUGAUGCGUAUGGAAUGUACCCGCACCACAAGGAUACAGGUAUGGACAAGGUGUCGAUGAAGACACUCGCAAGCCUCGACGCGCUUUUCCAGGAAGAGUUUCCCGAAAUCGAUCCGAUGCUCAUGUCGGUCAUUGCAGGUGUCGCGGAAUGCUAG
Malassezia vespertilionis is the source of this 2940-nucleotide messenger RNA. RefSeq lists its product as uncharacterized. NCBI's taxonomy places the organism in Eukaryota, Fungi, Basidiomycota, Malasseziomycetes, Malasseziales, Malasseziaceae. Gene Ontology annotation, biological process: proteolysis. Bases 1 to 2940 code for a protein of 979 amino acids. The record is from RefSeq and is a predicted model, not a curated record. The transcript has a single exon. Gene Ontology annotation, molecular function: metalloexopeptidase activity.